AUGUCGUCCAAGCAGAAGUCUGGCCGCUCCGCCAUCCAGGACGUGGUCGCCCGCGAGUACACCAUCCACAUGCACAAGAGACUGCACGGUGUCUCCUUCAAGAAGAGGGCCCCCCGCGCCAUCAAGGAGAUCAAGGCGUUUGCGCACCAGGCCAUGGGCACCUCCGAUGUCCGCCUCGACCCCCAGCUCAACAAGAAGGUGUGGGAGCAGGGUGUCAAGGGCGUGCCAUACAGAAUCCGCGUCCGCAUCUCCCGACGAAGAAACGAUGAGGACGGCGCCAAGGAGAAGCUGUACAGCUACGUCCAGGCCGUCAACGUCAAGAACCCCAAGGGCCUGGUCACGACCACCGUCGAGGAGGAGGAGCAGUAA
Messenger RNA from Diaporthe citri, 369 nucleotides. RefSeq lists its product as uncharacterized. NCBI's taxonomy places the organism in Eukaryota, Fungi, Ascomycota, Sordariomycetes, Diaporthales, Diaporthaceae. Gene Ontology annotation, cellular component: ribosome; cytosolic large ribosomal subunit. Gene Ontology annotation, molecular function: structural constituent of ribosome. Bases 1 to 369 code for a protein of 122 amino acids. Gene Ontology annotation, biological process: cytoplasmic translation. The record is from RefSeq and is a predicted model, not a curated record. The transcript has 3 exons.